Lolium perenne is the source of this 655-nucleotide messenger RNA. RefSeq names its product cysteine proteinase inhibitor. NCBI's taxonomy places the organism in Eukaryota, Viridiplantae, Streptophyta, Magnoliopsida, Poales, Poaceae. Gene Ontology annotation, molecular function: cysteine-type endopeptidase inhibitor activity. The record is from RefSeq and is a predicted model, not a curated record.
CCCUCGCAUGCACCGUGGCCGGUUACUGCGCCUCCGCCUGCCUUUCGCUGCCGCGUCCAUCCCGGUCGACGUCCAAAUCUGUCGCGCUCCGGCAGAUCACAUAUUGUCCCCCACGUCCGUCGACCGUUGUCCACUCCGCUCGAUAUGAGAUCGAUCGCCCCGCUUCGCGGAAUCUGCGCUCUAGCUCUCGGAAGCGGCCGUCGCCGUCCUCUCUCUUCAUCCACCGGCGGCUCAGCGCAGCGAGCCACGCACCGGACGGCAGCAGCGAUGGCCAAGGCGUCGCGUCCCUGCCGGGGAAGAUUUUGUCGCGUCCCACCACGCAUGCCGACGUUCGGCAGAGUCCAGGACGCACCGGUGGGGUAUGAGAAGAACCCUGAGGCCAUCGAGCUUGCCCGGUUCGCAGUCUCCGAGCACAACACCAAGGCCAACACGGCGCUGGAGUUCGAGAGGGUGGUGAAGACGAGGGGACAGUUGGUGGCCGGGACCUUGCACUACUUUACCAUCGAAGUCAACCAAGCCGGCGCCAAGAAGCUUUACGAGGCCAAGGUCUGGGUAAAGGAGUGGGAGAGCUUCAAGGAGCUCCAGGAAUUCAAGCCGGCCAAUUAAGAUUAAUAAUAUGUUAGCUCAAUCUUGUGGUAGGAUUCUACCCAACAUG